GGCGGCGGCCCGGAGCGCAGCCCGCCGAGUCCGGCCAUGGGCAGCGGCAGCAGCCGGCGGCGGGGGCCCGCGGGCAGAGCGGGGCAGAGCCGGGACCUGCCGGGGACCGCGCCGGCCGACGGCGAGGGGGCGGCGGCACCGCCCGGCUCCGGCUGCCGAGCCCCGGCCGCCGGCGGCAGCGCCGAGCCCCGGGCCGGCGGGAGCAGCGCGGAGGCGGCGGGAGGCGGCGGCGGGGCCCCGCUCCAGCAGGCGGCUUUGUCAACCAGAAGCCCACCAGGCCCAGAGAACAACAACCUUGACCAGUGCCCAGAAAGCAACAAGAAGCCAUUGGGGCAGUCCACAAUAUUAUAUGAUUACUCGGAGGAGGAGCUCAUGGCCAGCAUCGAGCGGGAGUACGGCCGCUGA
Molecule: messenger RNA, 405 nt
Organism: Vidua macroura (Pin-tailed whydah)
Lineage: Eukaryota; Metazoa; Chordata; Aves; Passeriformes; Viduidae
Gene: CYS1
Product: cystin 1
Exons: 3
Coding region: 37-405 (122 amino acids)
Source: RefSeq, a predicted model, not a curated record